GGGCUGGGUGUCCGAGGCGGGGCAGCGCCCUCCGCGUCUCCGUGACUGCGCCUCGCGCCCCCGGCUCGCUGAGGCGCCCAGGAUGCGCGGAGGCGGCGGCAAUGGCGACGAUGCCUCUCGCCCUGCAUCAUCCGGGGCGGCGGGCCGCGCUGGGGUCCCGGCUGCCCGAUGGAGGAGGAGGGGCAGCUCUGCGGCCACCCGGCAGGCUUAUCUGCCUUGGGCCUCUUUUGUCACGUGUCACUCAUCUGUGAGUUGAGGGCCUCCUGAUUCCUUCCCCCUGACAAUUUUGGAGAGCAGAAGGAAGGCACGUUUUUCUCUGAAGAUGAAUUCAACAGGUCCCCUUCAGGAUGCCUCCAAUGUCACCUUGCUCCAUGUGCCUCACUUACAGGGGGGAAACAGCACCUCUCUCCAAGAGGACCUUCAGGAUCUCAUCCACACAGCCACCUUGGUGACCUGCACUUUUCUGCUCGCAGUCAUCUUCUGCCUGGGCUCUUAUGGCAACUUUAUUGUCUUCUUGUCCUUCUUUGAUCCAGCCUUCAGAAAAUUCAGAACAAACUUUGAUUUCAUGAUCCUGAACCUGUCCUUCUGUGACCUCUUCAUUUGUGGGGUGACGGCCCCCAUGUUCACCUUUGUGUUAUUCUUCAGCUCAGCCAGUGAUAUCCCAGACGCUUUCUGCUUUACCUUCCAUCUCACCAGUGCGGGCUUCAUCAUCAUGUCCCUCAAGACGGUGGCAGUCAUUGCCCUGCACAGACUCCGGAUGGUGCUGGGGAAGCAGCCCAAUCGCACGGCCUCUUUUCCCUGCACCUUGCUCCUCACUCUGCUUCUUUGGGCCACCAGUUUCACCCUUGCCACCCUGGCGACCUUGAAAACCAGUAAGUCCCACCUCUGUCUUCCCACGUCCAGUCUGAUGGCUGGAGAAGGGAGAGCCGUUCUGUCUCUCUACGUGGUUGACUUCACCUUCUGCAUUGCUGUGGUGUCUGUCUCUUACACCAUGAUCGCUCAGACCCUGCGGAAGAAUGCACAAGUCAGAAAGUGCCCUCCUGUGAUCACGGUGGAUGCUUCCAGACCACAGCCUUUCAUGGGGGCCCCUGUGACGGGAGCUGGAGACCCCAGCCAGUGUUCCAUGCCGGCUUUGUACAGGAACCAGAAUUACAACAAACUGCAGCACCUUCAGACUCACGGAUAUCCCAAGAGUCCCAACCAACUGUCAACCCCUGCAGCCAGUCGACUCCAGCUGGUGUCAGCCAUCAACCUCUCCACUGCUAAGGACUCCAAAGCCGUGGUCACCUGUGUGGUCAUCGUGCUGUCGGUCCUGGUGUGCUGUCUUCCACUGGGGAUUUCCUUGGUACAGGUGGUUCUAUCCAGUGACAGCAGCUUCAUCCUUUACCAGUUUGAACUGUUUGGAUUUACCCUUAUCUUCUUCAAGUCCGGAUUAAACCCUUUUAUCUACUCUCGGAACAGUGCUGGGCUGAGAAGGAAAGUGCUCUGGUGUCUCCAGUACAUCGGCCUGGGUUUUUUCUGCUGCAAACAGAAGACUCGACUUCGAGCCAUGGGCAAAGGGAACCUUGAAAUCAACAGAAACAAAUCUUCCCAUCAUGAAACAAACUCUGCCUACAUGUUAUCUCCGAAGCCACAGAAGAAAUUUGUGGACCAGGCUUGUGGCCCAAGUCAUUCAAAGGAAAGUGUGGUAAGUCCCAAAGUGUCUGCUGGACAUCAGCACUGUGGUCAGAGCAGCUCAACCCCCAUCAACACUCGGAUUGAGCCAUACUACAGCAUCUACAACAGCAGCCCGUCCCAGGAGGAGAGCAGUCCAAGGAACUUGCAGCCACUGAAUUCCUUUGGAUUUGCCAGUUCAUAUAUUGCCAUGCACUAUCACACCACUAACGACUUAAUGCAAGAAUAUGACAGCACAUCAGCCAGGCAGAUCCCAGUCCCCUCGGUGUAAAGUCAUGCACGUAGAGAAUAUUGUGCCAGUGGCUUUUGUUUCUAAUAUUGGUUGAUUUUGAAAAGACUGUGAAGCCAGUGGCAGAUUAAAAUGUAGAGAUUCAGUUGAAGGGUUGACAGUUGGGAUUGUCUUCUGUCUGGAUUUGCUUCAUAGAUCCUUGCCAUUUUAAGAUUUGAUGUAAAAGUUUAUUUAGAUUUUUUUCC
Castor canadensis (American beaver) is the source of this 2148-nucleotide messenger RNA. It is a transcript of the gene Gpr75, whose product is annotated as G protein-coupled receptor 75. Gene Ontology annotation, cellular component: plasma membrane. Gene Ontology annotation, biological process: G protein-coupled receptor signaling pathway. NCBI's taxonomy places the organism in Eukaryota, Metazoa, Chordata, Mammalia, Rodentia, Castoridae. Gene Ontology annotation, molecular function: C-C chemokine receptor activity. The record is from RefSeq and is a predicted model, not a curated record.